Molecule: messenger RNA, 2097 nt
Organism: Closterium sp. Naga37s-1
Lineage: Eukaryota; Viridiplantae; Streptophyta; Zygnematophyceae; Desmidiales; Closteriaceae
Source: the annotation of a GenBank genome assembly
AUGGUUUCUGCUUCUCGUGCUACAGCCGCUAGGGUUUCCUCUUUCCUUGCUACAGCUGCUAAGAAUUCCGAUUUGCUUGCUACAGCUGCUACAAUCUCCGAUUCACCUGCCACAUCUGCUAGUGUUUCUGCCACCCCUGCUGCUGCCCCUGGUGCUCCACCUGCUGCUUCCCCUACUGCUGCCCCCUCCUCCUCCAUCUCCACAUCUGCUGCCACUGCCUCUGCCUUCGUCCCCUCCUCUAUCUCUGUGGUUGCUACCAGUUCCUCUGCCUUCGCUCCCUUAUCUGUCUCUGGGCAAGGUCUAGCCUCGGGGCAUGACGUGGGGCAUGAUUUAGGGGAAGGUGUGUUUCUCCCGAUGACCCUUGACUCCCCACCACCACUCUCUGCCGCCCGCCAGGGGCCCGUGAGGCGGCUGUUUGGGGAUGGAGAGGGCAUGGCAGGGAAUGCAGGGGGGGUGGGAGGUAUAGGAGGAAUGGGAGCAGGAGGAGUGGGAGCAGGGGGCAUGGUUGGGCUGUUUGGGGAUGGAGAGGGCAUGGCACGGGAUGCAGGGGGCAUGGGUGACUCAAGGACGGUGAAUGGCAUGGAGAUUGGUUCUAACGAUGGUGUGGUAUACUAUAGUAGCCAGUGGGGAGGGGAGGAGGGAGGAGAGGAGGAAGGAGGGGAGGAGCAAACGGAGCAAACGCAACCAGCUAUGUAUUACGAGGGGUUGACGACUCAAGUGGUCUAUGGUGCUGCAGCAGCAGCUAAUGCUGAGGCAUUUCAAAAGCCAACUGGUGGGAUGGUGCAAGCAGCUGGAGCAGUCCCGUUUCGCCCCAAGGCUGUCAUACCCCCUCGCUUCAUCUCCCCUACUGCUCCCACCUUUGUUCCUUCCUCUGCCUCCUCUCUGCCCUCCAACCAUCCCUCACUUCCCUCGUCCCAUUCCUCCCACUACUCUCUCUCCUGCUCUCACUCCACUCUCUCCUCCUCACACACCACUGUGCCAUCCGCCCCUCUCCGGGCAGAGGAAUGGCAGGGAUCACAGAGUGUAGCAGCAGAGGUUUCUGGUGGGAUGGAGGAGUGGCAGGGGCAGCAGAGUGCAGGGCUGGGAGUAUCUGGUGAGCCAGCAGGAGGCAGCUCGCUGGCAGCAAGGGAGUCUAAUUUUGAGGCUCCUCGAAAUUCGUCUCACUGGCAGGGGCAGCAGAGUGCAGGGCUGGGAGUGUCUGGUGUGCCAGCAGGAGCAGGAAUGAGCAGCAGCAGUGGGUACGGACGUGGGGGGUAUGGAAGCGGAACAGACGUGAUGUCAGCUGCCAUGGCAGCAGGUACGGCAGCAGGCACGGCAGCAGGCAUGGCAGCUGGUACGGCAGCAGGUAUGGUGGCAGGCAUGGCAGCAUACGAGCCUAGUGGUUCAGCAGGAAUGCAAUCAGGCAUGGCAGUGUAUGAGCCUAACGGGGCAGCAGGCUCGGAAGCAGCCAUGGCAGGUAGCAGCGGGAUGCAAGGCAUGGGUGGUCAUGCAGGUGCCAUGGGAUGGCCCCAUGGCACAUGGCAUGGCAUGGUGGCACAUGGCAUGGUCGGGUCUCCUCCUGCUGCAUGGCAUGGCAUGGUCGGGUCUCCUCCUGCUGCAUGGCAUGGCAUGGUUGGGUCCCCCCCUGCCCCACACUCAGCACACUCAGCACAGUCAGGGCUGCCAGUUGCUCUUCCAACCUGGCAGAUGGGAGUUGCACCUGCCACUGCUACAGCUGUCGCUGCUGUUCCUUCUGUUGCCGCUGCUGCUGCGCCUGCCCCCUCUGCUGCUGCGGCUGCUUCUGUCCAUUACGCCAAAGCUACUUUUGGAGCCCAUGACGUGCCUGAGAUGUGGUCCGGUAUUCCUUCCCAGCCUGGAGGUAUGGGAGAAACAGGUGUGCAUGGUAUGGUUGUUGGCAUGGUGCCGGGAGGGAUGAUGAUGGGUGGGUAUGGUAUGCAUAUGCAUGGUAAUGGGGAGGGGGAUGGGGGUUUUGUUGGGAGUGGUGGUGGGGAGGUUGGAGUUGCUCCUUUGCACUGUCCUGUAUGUCAUGGUUAUCUUGCCACUUCUGCGGCUGACUUGGCAGCUCAUUUGGAUCAUUGUGCUCGUUACAGCCAUUAA